UACUUUAAAGUGCGUAGUUUAAAGAAACUGUAGUGCAGUCUCUGUAUACCUGGCUCUAUUCUGCUGUCGUUGAUUUAUUUGAAUAAUGAUUUAAUACGUAAAUAUAUCAUAGAUUGAAAUAUUCAUUAUACCACCUACACUAUUAACAUAAUUGGAGCCUAAAAGUUACACAGAUUUCAAGAUCAUCAAGACAAAAUAGUCGAUAAGAUGUUUAUAGGACUGCUUUAAAUCUUAUUUAAAUUAAAAAAUUAGAACAAUCUUGAGACUUCUAAAUGGUAGCACUGGCGAGAAAAUAAAUCAUAGCUAAAAUAUCCUCGUCCUUAAGUUAAAAGAAUAAAAUUCUGGGUAAAGCAUUUGUGAGGAGCUCAAUAAAAAGUUUGUUUAAAAGCAUUUGGAAAUUUCAGGGAAAAAUUAACUAUGUCAAAUUUUAAAUUAACGAAGAUAAUUGAAAAGAAAAGAAAAUGUGGAAUUCUGACUGGCGAAGAUAUAGAAUAUUUUGUAGAUGCAGUUGUAAAAUCUACAAGAGAAAAUAAAUGUCCCAGCCAAGCCGCUGAUCGUUGUCAAAUAGGUGCCUUGCUGAUGGCUAUGUAUUUGAACGGGCUAACUUCAAAAGAAACAGCUGACUUAACGGAGAAAAUGAUGAACUCCGGACAUGUGUUUCACUGGCCAGAAGACUGGAAGGAUACUGUUGUGGAUAAACACAGUACUGGAGGUGUUGGGGAUAAAGUGAGCUUAGUUUUAGCUCCUGUUUUAGCUGCACUUGGAUUAAAGGUUCCUAUGAUAUCCGGUCGAAGUCUGCUUCAUACUGGGGGAACUUUAGACAAGCUAGAGUCUAUUCCAGGAGUUCGCGUCUAUUUCAAAGCAAAUGAGAUUCAGAAAAUCGUUGAAACUGUUGGAUGCUGCAUAGUAGGACAAACAGAGGAUUGCAAUCCUGCUGAUAAAGUACUUUACCAAUGCAGGGAAAUAACAGCCACAGUUGACAGUGCGCCCCUCAUUGUUGCGUCCAUCGUGUCAAAGAAACUAAGUGAAGGCCUUAAUGCGAUAGUUUAUGAUGUGAAAUUUGGAAAGGGAGCAAUUUUUAAAACUAAGGAAGAAGCCCUUGAAAUCGCUAAACAACUUGUCUCAGCAUCGAAAACUGUCAAAUCAUCAGCUCUCCUGACAGCUAUGGAUGCUCCACUUGGAAGAACUAUCGGAAAUUCUUUAGAAGUAAUGGAAGCAGUGGAGUCUUUGAGAGGCAAUGGUCCUUCAGAUUUCCUUCGUGUCGUCAUUGCAUUAGGCAGUGAAGUCCUCCUUUUAGUAAAUGGAACGAAGAAAAAUGAAGCAGAAGAAUUAAUAUCCUCUGCACUGAACGACGGAAAGGCGCUUAGAAAAUUUCAUGACAUGAUAAUAGCCCAAGGUGCAUCAAGAGUCGAAGCAGAAGAAUUGUGCUAUGGUAACAUAAACGCAGCGCUCCCAAAAGCAUCAUAUGCAACAGAAAUCAGUUAUUCUGGAGAAGAAGGGUACAUCUGUGAAAUUGACCCAUUGAGUUUAGCCAAUGUAUGGAAAGAAGAAUACAGCAAUAGCCAAGGUAAUCCUGGAAUAGGCAUAAGAAUCGUCAAAGCGAUUGGUGAAAGGAUAAAAUCAGGAGAAGUAUGGCUGAAAAUGUUUCAUGAAACACAACAGCUGAACAAUGAUCACCUAAUGACAUUGUCAAAUGCAAUACUAGUCAAACCAGUGGCAAAAGAAAGGCAUCUAAUUGAUAAAAGAAUUUCUUUCAAAGGCAACACAGCACUAGCCAUAGAAAGCUACUAGUAAUUUUAAUAUUUUCCGGCAAAUUAUAUACUUUCUAAGCAUUAUUGAAAUACUUGGUAAUUUCUGUUUUUCUGCUUAUGUUUUUAAGAAAUUUAAUUUCUAAAAAAUUCAAAUGAUAAAAAUAAAUGUUUUCAGUGCUUUAUAGAUCUGGAUAUAACUCUGGUCUUGUGAACACAUUAUAUAAAAGCAAUGGACGGGGUUAACUAGUUUCUUACAUAUUUAUGGAAGGCACUUAUGGACAUCAUAAAAUUAAGCAGAACAAUAUAUUCUACAAAAAUGAUCAAAGAUGCUGAAUUAUCAAACAUUUCAAGUAUGUAGAAGUAUAAAUUGACAGAAAGGUAAAAAUAAAUAAAACUACAAAGUCUCAAAAAAAGAUGAAAGCACUGAUGCAAGCUGGUUUAAGGCAACUGCUUAAAUGAACAAAAUCACUUACUACAUAAACUCAUUUUCUCUCAUGGAAGUAUAUUAUCACAAUGAAGCUUAAUCACUUGCUAAAAUUAUUAGUAAAUAGCUGCUUACUUGAGUUCUUCAUGGUUUACACAUAUCUACCAUCAUGUUUAAUGCAUGUUGAAUUUAAAAUAACCUGUUUAGCACCAUUAUUCAUUCACUCCUUGAAUGGAUCACUAAUCCACCUCAGGGUGGAAAACAUGUUAUUAAUACAUUCAUGAAUGAAAAACUUGAAUCAGAAAAGUAGCCCGUGAGUUAUGAAUUCACAUUUUUGAAUCCAGUACUGUCUCCUACAGGAAGUCUAGUACAUUUGCAUUCUUAUUGCUUACAUUAGGAACAGGAGUGCUUUCUUUGGGAUCGUUUUGGGGGCAACUAAGCUGUAUUUACAUCAUAAAUAGUUAAAAAGAAUCACAUACAUCUCAUAUAACGGACUCAUUCAAUAACAAGUAACUGAGUCCAUGACAAACAACUAGCAACCAACACUCAAUAAUAAUUUUACUGCUUGUGAGCACGCUGAAAAUGGAAAUGAAUAAUAAGAUGAUGUAAAUAAAAGAUAUAAACACUGUACUUCAUUUAGAGCAAUUUAUUGACUCUUUUUUUGUCAAAACUUUGGUCUUUCAAAAUAUACAUGAACAUUCAUACAUAUAGAUAUAUAGAAAUAUAUAUAUAGAGAGAAAUAUAUAUAUAUUUCUUCACAAGGUUUAUUUUCUCACUGCUUUUCAGAUGUAAUAUAAAACUCAUAUUUAAUAAAUUAAAAACAAGCAUAUUUUUAACUGAUAUAUUACUUUCACUAUCAUUCCACAGGAAAGACACUACCGAGUUGACAUUUUUAUAAAAUAUUUCUCCAGAGGAAGUUCCAGUAAAUUUUACAAAAAAACACAUAGAAGAAAGAUUGCAAUUUUGAUCACAUACUCUAUUAAAAUUCAAUAAUUUGCCUAUAAAUAAAUAUCACAAGUCUACACAUAUAUAAUGCAAUCAAAUACAUGAAUUAAUGUUACAAAUCAAUUUUCCAUUAUUAAAGAACGUUAGAAUAGAAAAUACAUAACCAAGACAGAGCAACAAUUUGGUUAAGUCAAUCUGUCAGUCACAAUCAUGUAUCAUUCAGAAUGUGUUAUUUACUGAAAACAGAAUUAACCUGAGCAAUAGAAAAUAAUUAAGCUUAAUAAACUGCUCAUAAUAUAUUAUGAAUAUACACAGAAGUCCAAAUAUGCAUAAAAAGGUUAAAAUAAGCUCAAAUAGCUUAUGGUCACAAAAAUACAACAUGCAAGAAAAUGCAAAAUUAAGCAAAAGACUGCAAAAAUACAGUAAAUGUAUAUUGCAUCGAGCUAUGACCAGAAGGGAGAAAAAAGUCAAUGUCAAUAUUAGCAUUAUUCUAUGUAUCAUUUUUGUUUCAACACCACUCAACAUCAUUAUUAGCUGCCAUUAACAUUAAAUAGUUUGUUGAAAGAGAGGUAAAAGUUUAAAUAUUGUGAUCAACAACAGAGGCAAAAUGUGACCGCAUAAGAUCCCUUGUAAGCAAAAAUAGACACCACUGCAUUCUAGCUUUAAAAAAAAAAAAAAAAAAAAAAAAAAA
Stegodyphus dumicola is the source of this 3811-nucleotide messenger RNA. RefSeq names its product thymidine phosphorylase-like. Gene Ontology annotation, biological process: pyrimidine nucleoside metabolic process; pyrimidine nucleobase metabolic process. Gene Ontology annotation, cellular component: cytosol. Lineage: Eukaryota; Metazoa; Arthropoda; Arachnida; Araneae; Eresidae. Gene Ontology annotation, molecular function: pentosyltransferase activity; 1,4-alpha-oligoglucan phosphorylase activity. The record is from RefSeq and is a predicted model, not a curated record.